This is a messenger RNA of Nasonia vitripennis (jewel wasp), 3189 nucleotides long. RefSeq names its product N-acetylglucosaminyl-phosphatidylinositol biosynthetic protein (gene PIG-A). Bases 502 to 1845 code for a protein of 447 amino acids. Gene Ontology annotation, molecular function: phosphatidylinositol N-acetylglucosaminyltransferase activity. Gene Ontology annotation, biological process: GPI anchor biosynthetic process. The transcript is spliced from 7 exons. The record is from RefSeq and is a predicted model, not a curated record. Gene Ontology annotation, cellular component: glycosylphosphatidylinositol-N-acetylglucosaminyltransferase (GPI-GnT) complex. Lineage: Eukaryota; Metazoa; Arthropoda; Insecta; Hymenoptera; Pteromalidae.
CGGAAAUCUCGUCGAGACCCGAGGCGGUAAAUUUUAAGUUUUUCCGAAAAUUGUUUAUUUGUUGGAUUGAAUCAAGUGCCAGCUUUUGGAUUCAUUUCUUAAAAAGGUUUUGCCACACGAUGAUUAAAGCCACAAUCGCGUUAACCUCGAUUUUUACUCCAAUAAUCUAUAUCAAUCGUUUGAGCUGAUAAUAAUAAGUAACGUGUCGGACUCGUCAACAUGACGCGUAGGCGGUGUAGGUGAGUUCAGUCCGCACCGUAAGUAUUGCGCCUGAAUUUGCUGAUCAAAUGCAGCCAAAUUCCAACUCCUGCCAUCAGAUGAGGUGACAUAAGAUCGUAUGGCAUCAGUUGCAGCACUUUGUGAUUUGUUUACCUUCGUCAUCUGUUAUGUCAAAGCCAUGUCGGACACGUGAUUUUUCGAAUUUACAAACGCUCAGAGGUUGAAAAAUCGGAGAACAGGCGAUUCCAAGUAUUAUGCGUGAUUUAUUUUAUCCAAUCAGAGAUGGAUCAGCAAAAACACAAGAUUUGCAUGGUCUCCGAUUUUUUCUAUCCUAACAUGGGCGGCGUGGAAGAGCACAUUUUUAAUCUAUCCCAAUGUCUUCUGGAUCGAGGACACAAAGUUGUGGUUAUGACUCAUUCCUACGGCAACAGAAUUGGAGUGCGAUAUAUGACCAAUGGCUUAAAAGUUUAUUAUUUACCUAUUAAAGUAUUUUACAAUCAGUGUGUACUGCCCACCAUGGUGUGUUCAAUUCCUUUGAUCAGGUAUAUAUUCAUCAGAGAGCAAAUUGAAAUCAUACAUGGACACUCUGCAUUCUCAGCUUUAGCCCAUGAAGGAAUGUUGAUUGGACGUUUGAUGGGAUUAAAGACUGUUUUUACAGAUCAUUCGCUUUUUGGUUUUGCCGAUGCUUCCGCUGUAUUAACAAACAAAUGCUUGGAAAUAUCUUUGGCUGACUGUGAUCACUGUAUAUGUGUGUCACAUACUGGAAAAGAGAAUACUGUCCUAAGGGCCAAAGUACAGAAAGAAAGAGUCUCUGUGAUACCUAAUGCUGUAGACACUGCUUUAUUUACUCCUGAUAUUAGUCAGAGAAGCAAAGAUUUCAUAACCAUAGUGGUAGUAUCUCGUUUAGUAUAUCGCAAAGGUGUAGAUUUUCUGGCAUGUAUCAUACCAGAAAUCUGUGCACGUUAUGAAAAUGUGCAAUUCCUCAUUGGAGGUGAUGGGCCAAAGAGGUGGCUGAUAGAAGAAAUACGAGAAAGAAAUCUGCUGCAACAUAGAGUUACCCUACUAGGAAGUUUAGAACAUUCACAAGUGAAGCAUGUAUUAAACAAAGGCCACAUAUUCCUUAAUACUAGUCUUACAGAAGCUUAUUGUAUGGCUAUUGUUGAAGCUGCAUCUUGUGGCUUGCAAGUAGUUUCUACCAAAGUCGGUGGUAUUCCAGAAGUUUUACCACCAGAUUUAAUUUAUUUAGUUGAACCAAACGUCCCUUCUUUGAUUGAAGGAUUAGAGCAAGCAAUCUCUGACUUCCAAACCAAUAAAGUGACUUGUCCCAUAGAGGUGCACAGAAAAAUAGGCUCCUUUUAUAAUUGGCAUAACGUUACUAGACGAACAGAAAUAGUUUAUAAUAGCGUUCGUAAGGAAGAGGAAAAGAAAUUAGGCAGACAGUUAUCAAGCUAUAUUCAAAGUGGUGUAUUGCCUUAUCUUCUUGUGGUAGCCUGGUGCUACAUCGUCCUCCAGUUUCUUGAGUACUUUGUCCCGCGAAAGUACAUUGAUAUUGCAAAAGAUUACAAAAAAUCUGCGAAGUCGUCUGAAAAACAGAAAACUAAACUGUAUCAAAACAGUUUAAAUUAAAUCAGUCAAAAUGACUUAAAAUAUUUUAGCUUUCAAUAAACUAAUUGUUACUGAAUCAAUGAGGGAAUGCAUAGAAAAAAUUAUUAUCAUACUGAUAAUAGUUUGAAAUGUAAAAGUGUGAACAUGAGUUAUCUGUUACGUCCUAGUCCAAUUGUACAUACAUAUUGAAUGUAUACUGCUUAUCAAAGUACAAAAUAUUCAACCAAAUGCUUUUUAGCACAAAUUAAACCUAUGAAGUGCAUUUGUAUUUUUGUACGCCACUAUGUGUACGUUUUAAAUCAUCUGCAUUCGGUAUUUAUUCAAUAAUCAAGACUCGUGAAGAUUUAGAUAUUUUUUUCAACUUAUUUUAUUACAAUACAAUUGUCGUUUCAUUGCUUUGUAAAAUACAAACUUCCGUUCUUCCUGGGCUAAAUUAUUCGUAUAAAAAUGAGAAUAAAGAGCCCUGUAUCGUUGGAAAGUAAAUGUAUGAUGUUUUGUUUUUCUACAAACACAAGUCUUGUACAAUCACAUUUACAAACAUGUAAGUUUCAGAAUAUCACUAAAUUCAUUUUGUCUCAUGCAUCAUAAGAAAUAUGAUAACGCUGAUAAAAUUAAUGUUUUAAUCUUUUGAUAUAUAAUACAUUCAUAAUGAUGGUUUUUUAUAAUAAUGAGUUUUAUUUACUAUGUAAUUACAUUUAAGGUAAAAACCUAAAGCCUAAGCUUCAUGUAAAUUAUGUAAAAAAACAUUAGAGGAUGUUUACACUUUCAUUCCUGUUGAUGUUUCAAAGUGUCGUAUUUACAGAUUAUUGUUGAGGAGUCAUUGUUGACGAUCAUAAGCGACAAUAAAAAUAUUUGCAUUUUAUAUGCUACGUAUAAUGCCUAUAAAUUUCAUCCCCAUGCAUAGUACUCAAUAGUUUUAUUAUCAUGUUAAAUAACUAAAACACAAACGAAUUAGAAAAACUAAUUUUAAUGAAGCAUAAUCUUUAUUAAAAACAGAAAAUUAUAAAACAAGAUUUAACAAAAUUAAAAAUCCAGAUCGAAAAUAUAAUAAUGUUUAUUCUGCCAUGUUGUUGUAAGUUACAUUCAAUAAUAAUAUUCAUAAUUAUUAUAAUAAAGAUAAUAUUGAUACAAUAUCAAUCAUUAUUCAUUCUCGUCUGUUUAAUCAUCACUGUAUUAUUGUACAAUUGGUUUUUUACAUAAAUCUUUCUUAGUCAAAGAUCAUUGCUUUUUCUGAACAAAAUGUCACUGGAAAAAUCAACGAUCUUUGGUUCAACAACCUUUACAACAUUACAAACGAACAGACUUGAGGCGAAAGUCGACGUUUACAACGAGAAUUUUUCAGCUCGUGAUAAAGCCGUCGAAUUU